Molecule: messenger RNA, 1314 nt
Organism: Habropoda laboriosa
Lineage: Eukaryota; Metazoa; Arthropoda; Insecta; Hymenoptera; Apidae
Gene: Hsdl2
Product: hydroxysteroid dehydrogenase-like protein 2
Exons: 8
Coding region: 64-1314 (416 amino acids)
Cellular component (GO): mitochondrion
Source: RefSeq, a predicted model, not a curated record
AGUAGUCAAAGAAUUAAAUAGUUGUUUUUAUAGUUUAUGACAGUUUUUUAAUCUACUAGCAAUAUGAUCAAUACUGGAAAACUUGCUGGUCGUACUAUUUUUAUUACUGGAGCAUCACGAGGAAUUGGAAAAAGUAUAGCUUUAAAAGCUGCAAAGGAUGGAGCAAAUGUUGUCAUUGCAGCUAAAACUGCAGACCCACAUCCAAAAUUACCAGGCACUAUAUAUAGUGCUGCGAAAGAAAUUGAACAAAUGGGUGGAAAAGCAUUACCCUGUGUUGUAGAUGUAAGAGAUGAAACACAAGUAGUUUCUGCAGUAGAGAAUGCUGUUAACAAAUUUGGUGGUAUUGAUAUUGUUAUUAAUAAUGCAAGUGCUAUUUCUUUAACAGGAACAGCAUCUACAGAUAUGAAAAAAUAUGAUCUCAUGAAUAAUAUUAAUACUAGAGGAACAUUUCUAGUGUCUAAAACCUGCUUACCUUAUUUAAAGAAAAGCAAAAAUCCUCAUAUAGUAAAUAUAAGUCCACCAUUGAGUACGAAUCCAAUAUGGUUCAAAAAUCACGUUGCAUAUACAAUGUCUAAAUUUGGAAUGUCAAUGUGUGUUCUUGGAAUGGCUGAGGAAUUUAAGGAAGAUGGUAUUGCUGUAAAUGCUGUGUGGCCAAAAACUGCUAUUCAUACUGCUGCAAUUGAAAUGUUAUCUGGUCCUGAUUCAAGAAAUUAUAGUCGUAAACCAGAAAUAAUGGGGGAUGCUGUGUAUGCUUUAAUUUGCAAAGAUAGUAAAUUCAUCACUGGACAAUUUUUAAUUGAUGAAGAAAUCUUAAAAAAUGAAGGAAUCACUGAUUUCACUGAUUAUGCAUGUAAUCCAGCAAAUAAAGAUAAAUUGAUGCUUGACUUCUUCUUAGAAGAAAAUUUGCCAGAGCUAGGUUUCCAAAAUCGUAUGAUACCUACUAACGCGCAGAACAGUGCACCUGCUGCACAAUCAAAUGAAAAAAUUCCGCAUAUAUUUAAUAUGAUUAAGGAGAAUUUAAAUAGUGAACUUGUUAACAAAACGGGGGCCAUCUUUCAGUUUAAUGUUAAAGGAGAUGAAGCUGGUAUAUGGUUCGUGGAUCUUAAAAAUGGUAAAGGUUCGGCAGGUAAAGGGGAGCCUAGUUAUCCACCAGACGCUACACUGACGAUGGAUUCUCAAAACUUUUUCGCAAUGUUUUCUGGAAAAUUGAAACCUGCAUCUGCAUUUAUGAUGGGAAAAUUAAAAAUUAACGGCGACCUUCAGAAAGCAAUGAAGUUGGAAAAAUUGAUGCACAGUUUAAAAUCUAAACUUUAA